Arabidopsis thaliana (thale cress) is the source of this 342-nucleotide messenger RNA. RefSeq lists its product as uncharacterized. The record is from RefSeq and is marked reviewed. NCBI's taxonomy places the organism in Eukaryota, Viridiplantae, Streptophyta, Magnoliopsida, Brassicales, Brassicaceae. Bases 1 to 342 code for a protein of 113 amino acids. The transcript has a single exon.
AUGGAUAGAGUUCUCGCCGACAACCGUAGACAAUCGUACUCCACCGGUCGAUGCUUGAGUUCGCCGUUAUCUUGUCUCAUCCAUACAGAAGAAACAGAGUACGCUCGAAUCAGUAACCACAACAACAAGACAAGACCUAGUCCGAAGUUAAGGGAUUUGAUGAGAAGAUUAUUAUUGGUUAGAAGUUGCGGAUUGGAGAAUAAUAAAUCGAAAACGUUAGUUACGUUUCACUACGAUGCUGUGAGCUAUUCGCAGAAUUUCGAUGAUGGUUUCUAUCUGCGCGAUGCCGAUGAUGAUCCUAAGCUUUUUAGAGAUCUUCCAAAACAGAGUCCGGAUCACUGA